AUGGAGUUCUUCCCCGACAGGAUGCACCUGCGGCUGCGGAACCGCAAGCACGGCACGUACCUCCACGCCGACGAGGACGGUGUGCGCGUCUCCCUGACGCUGCACCGCGCCUCCCUGAACACGGCGUGGCAGGUGCACCGCGUCCUGCGCAACAGCGGCGACUACGUCCUCCUCCACAGCGCCGCCUACGGCCGCUACCUCGCGCUCUCGCCGGACCAGGUGUCGCUGGUCUACGUCGGCCACCUCGCCGUCCAGGGCGUCUACGAGAGCCCGGAGCAGGACGACGUGCUCUGGGAGGCCGUCUGGGUGGACGAUGAGGGCGGCGACGUCCUCAUGCUCCACGUCUCGAACCGUCUCCUCCGCGCCGCCCCCUGGAACCCACUCUUGAACAGCCGCGUCUUCGUCGACAUCGACAAUGCCGGCACGAUGAUGCAUUGGGUGGUCGAGGCCAUCCCCCUGAGACCGAAGCAGCCACCACUGCCAGUCUGCCACCCCAUGUGUUCAGAUUUGUUCAUUGAGUACCAGCAUUGUCUGCUUGUUUUGGUUCCAUUGCAACAGCUUCCCAUUGGAGUUGUGUUGUGGCGGACGAUCGUAUACAUGAGGGCAGAUGAUCACGGGAACUUCGAUCCUCUCGCUAGGAGAACAUACGAAUUCAGCGGCAGGUCCUUGAACCAACUGACGGGCGACCUGGCGAUCCAGCUGCGCGAACAGUUCCACCGCAUCACGCUGUGCGUGCGGGCCGGCUCCCAUGGGCGGCUGACCCCUUUGGCCAUCGACCUGCCUUCCAACCAGCAGGCGAUGGAGAUCAUUGUCCUCACCACCAUGCCACCAGCUGACUUGAAAUGGUUUGAGUUGGCCUUUCUUGUUUCAGAACUUUCAAAUGGGUGA
Molecule: messenger RNA, 888 nt
Organism: Miscanthus lutarioriparius
Lineage: Eukaryota; Viridiplantae; Streptophyta; Magnoliopsida; Poales; Poaceae
Source: the annotation of a GenBank genome assembly